CUUUGAACACAGAUCCAGUCUGUUAUAAUGGCAGGGCCUAGUAAGAGCAGCAGCUCAAUGGUUUGCAGUGAUGACCCUCCACCUCUGAGUAUUACACUGAAGAAGACAAGAGAUCUGCCAAAGAAGAUGAAACAAUGGAGCAGAGACCAUCUUCCAGUUGACAUUCUGCUUUUGACUGUGGAGGAUUGCGAGCUCUUGGCUUGUUAUCAUUACCUGUGCGAUCCCUUUAAAAGCUAUGAGAGAUCCAUUGGAUAUGUGUAUUUUGGAAAGAUAGGUGAAGAAGAUGGGCCACUGAAAGUUGCCCUAUUGAGGUGUUCUAAAGAAUCUGCAGAUCCUGGAGGUUCUCAAACUGCUGCUAAAAAUGCUGUCACACUCCUGAAUCCCAAGGCUACAUUUUUGGUUGGUUUCUGCUACAGUUUGAAUGCUGACAAAGCCCAGUUAGGAGAUGUGGUGUUAUCCUCAAUGCUUGCAACAUAUUUUAACAAAACCCCAGUGAGUAGAGAUGUUGGCAAACUUAUCAGAAGUGCAGCUGAUGGAUGGGAGGCACCAUUAGAAAACCCAGAAGCACGAAAAGUCAAUGUCCAUCGUGAUGGAGAGAUUUUGAGUUGCUGUGAUCUGAAUGGUGCCAAACAGCAGUGUCAUUUACACCCUGGGGCAAUUGCAGUUGAAAUGGAAGGAAAAGGUGAGAAUUAUUCUCAGGGUUACUCUUGCUUGGCAUUUGUGAUCAUUGUUUUUCCAUGAGAAGAAUUACAUGUAUUCCUCAUGUCCAGUGUGAUAAAAUGUCACUAGGAUCACUCACACAAAGCUGACCACCGUCAAUUAACUCUAUGUAAACUUUUUUUCAUGUGUGCGCUUUGGGCCUAAGUACUGAUUGGCAUAAGUGAAAUUUGUUGGGAUUAUCGUUCAUUUCUCUAUAAUAUAACUUUUUGAUCUCAUCUCAGUGGCUCAGUAACAGAAGAUGAUUGUUCUCAGUCAUUUACAAAAGCGCACUGCGAGCAAGAAAUAAAUUAUGAGUAGUCGUGCAGGUCCUCAAACAUAAUGUGUAUUACAUGGCACUCUCAAUUUCAUGUUCUUAAGCUUUACCCUUGAGCUACAGGGUCAGAAGGGAGCUUCUGAUGGCUAAGCUGUAAGGCCAGGUUUCUGAAGGAAGUGAGAAAGUUAGCAAUUUUGUAUGGGGAGUGAUCACCACAAGUGCACAAUGGUAAUGAGUAUUACCGCGUACCCUCCACUUUGAUGUCCUUUAGCUUUAGCUCUGAACUACAGGAGGCUUCUGGUUGCUAAACUAGCCAGGAGAAGGGGAAGUACCUAUAAAUUUAUUGUAGGGGGUCAGUGGAAAGCUCAGGUGUACAAUGGUAAUGUGUAUUGCAGUGUACCCUCCAACUUGUCAUAUUUUGAAGCCUCACCUCUGAACCAUUCAAAGCUCAUGAUUGUUAGACUAUUAAGCCAGGUUUUUGUGUGAGGUGAGGUACUCAAUACUUUUUGUUCGAGGAUAUUCUUUCCUGAAUUCCAAAUCCUUACUCUUUAAUAUAGUGCAUCUGACCAAAAAGGUACCCUGCUCUACUCAUUAUACUCACUAGGAAGGGUGGUGCUAAUUUAUAAACCUGUAGAAAAAAACAACAUUCCUUAAAGAAAUACGGUGGCAAAAGAAAAAAUAAAAAGAUUGAUCUGCAGAAAAACGAAGCCUCUUCUGCUCAAAUGAAUCGUAAUUAUCUCCCUAUAAUAUCAUUGUUUAAAUCCAUUUCAAUUUUUAUUGGUUUUUUUUUUCA
Messenger RNA from Pocillopora damicornis (cauliflower coral), 1766 nucleotides. RefSeq lists its product as uncharacterized. The record is from RefSeq and is a predicted model, not a curated record. Lineage: Eukaryota; Metazoa; Cnidaria; Anthozoa; Scleractinia; Pocilloporidae. Gene Ontology annotation, biological process: nucleoside metabolic process. Gene Ontology annotation, molecular function: catalytic activity.